AUGCAGUCCCUCCGUCGCAUCCCCGGCCGAUUCCUCUCACGAACGUUCUCCUCCUCUGCAACACGUCACGAGAUUCGCGAUGUUGCCUCCCUAUCACAGCGACUGAUUCCCAAAUACCAAGAAUCCCAGGGCGAACUGCUUUCUCUCCAAUGGCCAGCAGCUCCACGAAACAUUCUGUUGGUCCGCAAGAACUGCGCGCCAGAGGUGACUGACUCGCUGGUCGAAUUUGCCAAUCACAUCACCUCGACAUAUCCCUCCGUCUCCGUCGUCCUCGAGUCAACAACAGCCGCCGAAGUCCACUCAACCCUCUCCUAUCCCGUCUAUUCAGCCUCGCUGGACGAGAAACCAACAGCAUUCCAUGACAAGGUCGACCUGACAGUCACACUCGGCGGAGAUGGCACCAUCCUACACGCAUCAUCACUCUUUGCUACGUGCUCGAAUGUGCCCCCAGUCCUCUCAUUCAGCAUGGGCACACUCGGCUUCCUAAGCGAAUGGAAAUUCUCCGAAUUCAAACGCGCCUUCCGAGAAGUCUACAUGUCCGGAGCUGGCGCAGGAGACCGCACCGCAGUUCUCGAAGAGGCCCAACCUCCCGCAGCCACAGCCACAACGACGACCACAACUACACCAGGGGCGCCCGGCUCAUCAGACAUGGGUCCGACAGGUUGGUCCUCCGUCCGAGGCAAAUCCAUGGGCUGUACCCGCGGCGCACCCAUCCUAAUGCGCAACCGGCUCAAAGUCGGACUAUUCACCGGGGACGGCGAAGAAACCACGCCCAUCCGGGGCAAAUCCGACCAAGGCGAAGGGGUCUACGUAAUGAACGAGCUACUCAUCCACCGAGGCAAAGAACCCCAUCUAGCCGUGGUGGACAUCUUCGUCGGCGGGCGAUUUUUAACAGAGGCGGUGGUGGAUGGAAUUAUCAUCUCGACCCCGACCGGAAGUACAGCAUACAGUCUUAGCAGUGGGGGCAGUAUUGUGCACCCCUUGGUUCCCUCGAUCCUUUUGACCCCGAUCUGUGCGCGCAGUCUCAGUUUUCGACCCCUGGUCUUACCGUUGAGUACGCCUAUCACGCUGCGGUUGAGUGAGAAGAAUCGCGGGCGCGAGUUGGAAGUUAGUCUUGAUGGGGUGAAUCUUGGACAAGGGAUGGCGGUUGGUAUGGAGGUGCGAGUUUGGAAUGAGGAGAUGCGGCAUGGUAAGAAUGAAUGGCAGGGCGGCGUGCCGAGUGUGAUGCGGAGAAGCAUGGGGGGGGAGGCGCACGAGGGAUGGGUUGGAGGGUUGAAUGGGCUGUUGAAGUUUAACUAUCCAUUUGGAGAGUGA
This is a messenger RNA of Penicillium waksmanii, 1314 nucleotides long. Its product is annotated as NADH kinase POS5. Bases 1 to 1314 code for a protein of 437 amino acids. Gene Ontology annotation, molecular function: NAD+ kinase activity. Gene Ontology annotation, biological process: NADP+ biosynthetic process; NAD+ metabolic process. The transcript is spliced from 3 exons. The record is from RefSeq and is a predicted model, not a curated record. NCBI's taxonomy places the organism in Eukaryota, Fungi, Ascomycota, Eurotiomycetes, Eurotiales, Aspergillaceae.